This is a messenger RNA of Mastomys coucha (southern multimammate mouse), 823 nucleotides long. RefSeq names its product lymphocyte antigen 6G-like. The record is from RefSeq and is a predicted model, not a curated record. The transcript is spliced from 4 exons. Lineage: Eukaryota; Metazoa; Chordata; Mammalia; Rodentia; Muridae. Gene Ontology annotation, molecular function: acetylcholine receptor inhibitor activity; acetylcholine receptor binding. Gene Ontology annotation, biological process: acetylcholine receptor signaling pathway. Gene Ontology annotation, cellular component: plasma membrane. Bases 39 to 443 code for a protein of 134 amino acids.
ACCUUGCCACUGUGCCUGCAGCCUGGUCAGAGAGGAAGAUGAACCGUUCUCAGGCUAUGAAGUCCUGUGUGCUCAUCGUUCUUGUGGUCCUACUAUAUACAGAAAGAGCUCAGGGGUUGAAGUGCUACAAUUGCCUGGCAGUCCCAUAUGAAACUUCCUGUGCAUCAACUACCUGCCCCUACUCUGAUGGAUUCUGUGUUACUCAGGUGGUAGAAGUUGUUGUGGAUUCUUACACAAGCAAAGUAAAGAACAACAUGUGCCUUCCCAUCUGCCCUGCUAAUCUGAAAAAUGUUGAGAUCCUGGGAACUACCGUCAAGGUGAAUACGACCUGUUGCAAGGCAGACCUCUGCAAUGCAGCCGUUCCCACUGGAGGCAGCACCUGGACCAUGGCAGGGGUGCUUCUGUUCAGCCUGGGCUCAGUCCUCCUGCAGACCUUGCUGUGAUGGUCCUUCCAACGACCCCACCCUUGUCCUUUUAUCCUCAUGUGCAAGCACUCCUUCCUGGAGCCCUCUAGUGAUGACUUAUAAGUUAUAGAAGCUCUAAGGUGAGGGUAGUGUGUGGAUCACGUUGUUUCAACUUUAUAGCCCCUCAUGGGUAGAUGCCCCACUGCUCUCCAGGGCUUUCAGAUCUGUACUUCCUGGAAUGCCAUUUUGUUGUGGCUUGCUGCUCUUGACCCUGGAGGUGCAUGCCAGCACCUGGAAGAGCCAGAAUUCCAAGGUAUUAUGCCAUCACCAUCCACACAUAAGCAUCUGGGGUCCUGCAGGGUUGCCAUGUGUGUCACUAAUGUCCCCUGUUGAAUACAAUAAACCCUUUGUUCUCUCAG